AUGUGGAGGAUCAUUGUGAUUUUAACCUGCUUGGUGACAUUAUCUACAGCUCAUUUGAGCUUUACGAAUCUGAAGUGCGAAAUGAUCGACCGUACGUUUGGAAACUUUGAAAUGUGCCGCAUCAAGGCGGUAAAUCGAACACAUAAAUAUAUAGAUAUUGAUUUAAAGUUGGAUAUACUUCCCAUCAAUAAUAUAAUGAUUAAAUUAGAAUCGAAGCGGUAUAACAAUGGAUACCGCCCGUUUUUUAUGUCCUUGACUUUCGAUUUUUGUAAGUACAUGAAGAAUCCAAACCAGCGAUCGAUGAUUUUUUUAAAAGAAAUUCACGCAACCUUCAUCAAUGCCUCAAACUUAAAUCAUACCUGCCCGUACAAUAAUGGUAUAUUGAUUAACAAGUUUUGGACUGGUAACCUGGAAAGAGCAUUUUUGCGAUAUCUUCCUGUGCCCAACGGAGACUAUGCCCUUUUUUCGACAUGGUAUUCAUCGAAUGUUCCUCGACUGUUUGUCAACACGUUCUUUCAAAUAAAAAACUGAUAAAAGAAUAAGGAU
Drosophila simulans is the source of this 546-nucleotide messenger RNA. RefSeq lists its product as uncharacterized. The coding region runs from base 1 to 531 and encodes 176 amino acids. The transcript is spliced from 4 exons. Lineage: Eukaryota; Metazoa; Arthropoda; Insecta; Diptera; Drosophilidae. The record is from RefSeq and is a predicted model, not a curated record.